This is a messenger RNA of Acytostelium subglobosum LB1, 1005 nucleotides long. RefSeq lists its product as hypothetical. The transcript has a single exon. Gene Ontology annotation, molecular function: pyruvate dehydrogenase (acetyl-transferring) activity. The annotation marks the transcript as partial. Gene Ontology annotation, biological process: pyruvate decarboxylation to acetyl-CoA. NCBI's taxonomy places the organism in Eukaryota, Evosea, Eumycetozoa, Acytosteliales, Acytosteliaceae. Gene Ontology annotation, cellular component: intracellular membrane-bounded organelle. The record is from RefSeq and is a predicted model, not a curated record.
CAAAAAGCUGUAACCUACAACUUUUUCCCAAGCGAUACCAAGCAACUAAUUGGACAAAUUGGGAAAGAAAAACUGAUCCAUUGUCUCAAGCAGAUGUUGCUCAUUCGGAAUUUUGAGCUCCGUGCUGAAUCGGCUUACCUUCAGGGGAAGAUCGGGGGAUUUUUCCACUCUUAUAUGGGGCAAGAGGCGAUCCAGACAACGGCUGUUGAAGUCAUGGGAAAGGAGCAGUGGUGGGCAACCUCUUACCGUUGUCAUGCGCUUGCACUUCUACUGGGUGCGACCCCGGAUGAGCUGAUGGCCGAACUCUAUGGACGCGAGACUGGGAAUGCAAAAGGUCGAGGAGGCUCGAUGCACUUCUAUACGGAGCGGUUGCUGGGAGGAUUUGGGAUUGUAACGGGGCAGGUUCCUGUAGCUACAGGGGCGGCUUUUACAAUCAAAUAUCGAAAAGAGGAUGCCGUUUCGGUCUGUUUCUUAGGGGAUGGAGCCGUCGCUCAAGGCUCUUUCCAUGAAUCGCUGAACAUGGCGGUUCUUUGGAACCUUCCCUGUAUCUAUGUGAUUGAGAAUAAUGGAUGGGGGAUGGGAACAGCCGUUGCUCGAGCCAUUAGCGUUGAGCCGAUUGCAGAGACAAAAGCAGCCGGGUAUGGAAUGAAAGGGUAUACAUUUGACGGGAUGGACUUUUUCAAUUGCUACGCUGGAUUUACCCAUGUUUUUGAAGAGGUCCGUCGAACAUCAAGACCUGUUUUGAUCGAGGUGAUAACAGACCGUUUUCGAGGCCACUCGAUUUCAGAUCCAGGUCUCUAUAGAUCUAAAGAGUGUCUUGCACAGUCGAUGGAGAAAGAUCCUCUUUUGAUGUACUUUAAGACGCUUGCAGAGCAUCAAUUGAUCAGCGACGAAGAGUAUGAAGCGCUCAAUCAAGAACAGAAAAGUCUCGUCGUUGCCGCUAUGAAAUUCGCCGAUGAGAGCCGUUGGCCUGACCCGAUAACCCUUGGAGAGGAUGUGUUUGCA